Molecule: messenger RNA, 2552 nt
Organism: Ostrinia furnacalis (Asian corn borer)
Lineage: Eukaryota; Metazoa; Arthropoda; Insecta; Lepidoptera; Crambidae
Product: probable cationic amino acid transporter
Exons: 10
Coding region: 57-1301 (414 amino acids)
Biological process (GO): amino acid transport
Cellular component (GO): plasma membrane
Molecular function (GO): amino acid transmembrane transporter activity
Source: RefSeq, a predicted model, not a curated record
GCACACCAGCGUUUGCUACCAUCCUCGGAGGAGUGGCUGCUGCCGUCGUGGCCCUCAUGAUCCAACUGGAGGUCCUGGUCGAGAUGAUGAGCAUUGGUACCCUGCUGGCCUACACCCUGGUGUCUGCUUGCGUGCUGAUCCUGCGCUACCAGCCCACGUCUACCAACCUGAUCGAGCUGCUGCCCCAAAGCCUGAGGACCCCCGUAGAGCCUGAAGGAACUGCGUCUGGCCAACGCGAAACCAGCUUUGCGAGCACAAGCCAAGGCAUGACGAGCCAACACGUGAUGGUUCGCCGAGUGACUCGCAGCAGUUCCCCUGAUUCGGACGACUCUAUGGAUUCCCACGCCGAAGACGAGAGCGACGGACGCGACGACACAUUCCUGGUGAAUUCCAACAACGAGAACAAAUUCUAUGGCGCUGUGCCCGGAGGCACUUCUGGCAACACCACCCGCUGCGGCCGAUUCUUCGGCGCCAUCUACCGGCAGCUCUACGCGAUGUCCUACCUCUGCCCUGGGUUCUUCCCCUGGGUUGACAACGGUCCUGCUACGAGUCAGUCAGGAAUGUUCGUGCUGAAGUCGUUCGCGACUAUGUUCGUGAUGAUCAUGCUGUUCGACGUGCUCGCCGCAUACUGCAGCCCCGGAUCCUCCACCUUCGUCACCGUGCUGAUGGUCAUCCUGCUGAUCGGCAUCAUCAUGCUCCUGCUGAUGAUUUCUAGGAAACCUCAAAACCGAGUGGGGCUGAUCUACGCGGCGCCCGGGCUGCCAUUCGUGCCGGCCACGGCGAUCCUGGUGAACAUCUACCUGAUACUCAACCUGUCCAUGCUGACCCUGGCUCGCUUCACCGUCUGGAUGGCUCUAGGAAUGGUCAUGUACUUCAAAUACGGCAUCAAAAACUCGACCCUAGAGACGAACCCUCCAGUUGUGACAGCCCCGACCCCCCCACCCCCUAACCCCCUGGACCGCGUGACCAUCCCUCCCCCCUCCCCCAACCCGCGCCCCACCGGUGACCGAAACAUCUUUGAAGGCGACGGGAACAACGGUUACUUCGGCGGCCACGACCAGUAUUCGGACCCUUUACUCGCUUGGCAUGACACCGACCUUCGGGCUGUGCCCACCACUAGCCGUGGCGUAGCUUCUGCCAGUACAUACAGACAAGUGGAAACACGUUACGACGUUAGGACGAAUAGCACUUCGUCGCACACCGCGCCCCUUGCUGCGGCCCACAUUGCGCCUCAUGUGGCGCCCCCUCGCCCGGCGCAUCGCCCGAGUUGGGCAUUCCCGGAGAACCCGUGGGACGACUAAAUAUUUAUCAACUGUAUCUCACUUUCAACGCCUCGGUACCUUUUUUAAAUUUAAAUUAUUUGUGUUACAUUGAUUGAUUGUGUUGGCUGAACUGUUUUUUGUUUUUAAAGAUUUAUCGACACACAGAUAAGUGUCGCUUAGGUGCUUGUCGAUGAAUUCGCGCAUUAAUUUUAUGUGACCUAUAUGUUUUAUUCUAAUAUACUAGAAUUUAUUUUAAGUUCGUGCUGAAUGUUAGCGCUCUAUGUUGUGUUAUUGUGCAACAGGUUUUGAAAGACAAACGACAGGCUAUCGACCCGGCUGCUCUGGCGAUCGGUUUUGUGUUCAGUGUUAAGAGUAUACCUACUUGAGUUGUUUCAGUUUUUCCUUUUUAUACAUUUGGCCUUGAUUCGAUGUUAGGAAAACCACCAAACCAGGAUUUUCUUUUGAGUUAAGUAAAUUAUUUUGCUUUAAAUUUGACAGAAGACUUGCUAUGUGAUAUGUUUUUAAAACAAGCCCACCCCUACCUAAACUUACCAAACCCAAUCACUUAUUCUUACCUUCCCAGCUACAUAUCCUAAACCCCAAGUAAGCAUUUGUAAAUAUGCCAUAUUCAUAGUGUAGGUUCCCUGGCACAUCAAUUUCAUCUCACGUAUGUGUUACCCCAUUUUCCUCCCCAAAAACAGAAUAUGCUUAAUAAAUUGUUUGUAAAUAACGAUCAAUAUAAUAAGUAGUUCCCUUGGCUCACUAUUUAAUCUCACCUAUUGCACGCACUUCUCCCAUCCCCAAAAACAAAAUUAUAUGUCCAAUGAGUUGUUUAAAAAUGUAAAUAAUUAUUUAUUAGGUACCUGUAGUUCCCUUGCCACAACCCAUACUAUAAUCUCACUUGAUGUACCCUACCCCCAACCCCCAGAAACUAAAUAUUAUGUUAAAUAAGUUGUUUAAAAUUGUAAAUAGGUAGCUAUUUUUAAAUAAUAUGUGGCUGCCCUGGCACAUCGAUAUGAUAUCCCACCACACCUCUAUCCCCAAAAAUAAAAUAUCAUGUUUUCUUAGUUACUUAAAAUUGUAAAUGAUUGUUAUUCACUUAUGUAGCUCCCUUGGCACGGUCCUUUGAAUGUCACCUACUCCUCUCAAACCCAAAUCCCUAAAACAUAAAACUAAAUUAUUUUAAGCCCCAAAAGAACCCAAUCCAAAUUACACAUUCACCCGCUAAAUAAGUUUAAUAAGUUGAUAACCCAAUUUAUUUAAUAUCACAUACAAUCUUCAUCCCCAAAA